Molecule: messenger RNA, 960 nt
Organism: Aspergillus calidoustus
Lineage: Eukaryota; Fungi; Ascomycota; Eurotiomycetes; Eurotiales; Aspergillaceae
Source: the annotation of a GenBank genome assembly
ACUGACAUGCACCUUUCCCCGUCAAGGUCCAAGUAUGUCCUCCCGGUUCCAAUUUGUUACCGUCUCAAACCCGACGGAAGCCCCUUCGUCCGAGUCCAAGAAAGUGGCCUAUUCACACGCUUUCCGCCAGGCACACGCCCAGAGAAGACGCCGGCAAAUGGAAGAAUAUACAAGAGAUACACAUCGCUGUGUCCUGGCCAACAAGGUCUCAACUGCAUUCGAGGAAGCCAUCUCGAGCCCCUUGAGCCAGGCAUUCAACAGUAAUAAAGACCUGUUCUCAUCCUUGGCAAGACCGCUUUCUUCGGUGGAAUACUCCUUGUUGAAUCACUAUAUCCACGUAAUCGUCCCAUUGACCACCGGGCACUGCAGCCUCUUCGACUACCCCGGAGACCACAAAACCCAGCUGCUUCGCGAAUGGGUUGGUCUCGCCGUGGCAGACGACACACUCAUGGUCGCCGCCGUUCUCCUGAGUACCUGCCGCUACAUCCUGCAGUUUCAGCAGCCCGAUAACCUCGUCUUCGCCCGGUUGGCUCUGCAGUAUAAGCAAAUCUGCCUGCAGACACUGCGGCAGGAUGUAGUGAACAUGGACAUUGACAAUUGUUCUGCUGCCCCUGUUAGUACCGUGACUGUUGCCAAAGCGCUCGCUCUCGCGUUGGACGAGGUGGCGCUGGGCGAACAUGCUAUUGCUCGAGAGCAUCUAAGAGGCGUAGUUGCCAUGGUCGAUUCCCGCGGUGGCGCAGGGGAGCUCGGCUUGACGGGUCUUUUGGAACGGAUGUACCGAAGACUUAUGGGAGCAUUAGAGAUAGAGACAGAGAUAGAGACAGACCUCUUGAAGCGCGACACCAACGCAAGAGUGAUAUAACAUGAAGUAUUUACCGUUUGUUUUGAAGAAAUCUGUAAUAGACUCGGUCCCGUGGUUCUACAAGUAGACCAUCACAGUUAUGGCGUUUAUUAUCCUCA